This is a messenger RNA of Colletotrichum siamense, 1965 nucleotides long. RefSeq names its product Serine/threonine-protein phosphatase 2A 56 kDa regulatory subunit delta isoform (gene PPP2R5D). The record is from RefSeq and is a predicted model, not a curated record. Gene Ontology annotation, molecular function: protein phosphatase regulator activity. Gene Ontology annotation, biological process: signal transduction. NCBI's taxonomy places the organism in Eukaryota, Fungi, Ascomycota, Sordariomycetes, Glomerellales, Glomerellaceae. The coding region runs from base 1 to 1965 and encodes 654 amino acids. The transcript has 5 exons. Gene Ontology annotation, cellular component: protein phosphatase type 2A complex.
AUGAAGCGCUUCAGCCAGAGGGUGCAUGCCCAGCUCUCGCGCGGCAAAGACAAAGACCCCAAUAAGCCCAAGAAGAAUAAGGAUUCCAAAGAUGGGACUGCAUCCCCCUCGUCGGUCGGCUCAGGCCGCGAUGCAAACCAGUCGCCUAACCCGACUCCUUCAUCCUCGACGACAAACCUCUCCGAUUCCCGCAAUAAGCCGCUGCCGCCUAACAACGCCGGCGCCCACGGCGGAGAACCGAACCAGCCGUCGCCAUUGAGCAACCAGCAAGGUGCUGCCCCGGAUCGCUUUGGCUCCACGGGAGCGGCCCAAAGUGCUAACGGUGGAGGUUCUCCAGCUCGCCAUGGCACCCUACCGCCUACCGUCAUCAUCAGCCCCAGCGCUCCUCACGUCCCGCCCCCUGGUGCUGCCGAAACCAUGCCACACGAUCUCGCGCCUCCGAAAGCGGGCACCAAGUCGCUCAUGUUCGAUCGCCUCCACCAGACGCCCAAGGACGUGCCCGAGGGCCUCAGAACACCCAAGCGACAGCAUUCGUCGAGAUUCGAUAUCUCUGCUCACCGCGAGCUGGAGAAGCUUCCUGGAUUCCACGAAGUUCCCCCCAACCGACGCCAAGAGCUCUUCAUGCAGAAGAUUGACCAGUGCAACGUCAUUUUUGACUUCAAUGAUGCCAGUGGUGACAUGAAAUCCAAGGAGAUCAAGCGACUCGCCCUCCACGAACUGCUCGACUACGUCGCUAAUAACCGCCAAGUCAUUACGGAGCCAAUGUACCCUAGAGUUGUCGAAAUGUUCGCCAAGAACCUCUUCCGACCCAUUCCGCCCCCGAUGAACCCCCAAGGAGAAGCUUUCGAUCCGGAGGAGGACGAACCCGUCUUGGAGGUUGCUUGGCCGCAUAUCCAGGUUGUCUACGAGUUCUUCCUGCGCUUUAUCGAAAGCCAGGACUUCAACACCAACAUUGCCAAGGCGUACAUUGACCAUAGCUUCGUGCUGCAGCUGCUGGAGCUCUUUGACUCGGAGGACCCGCGCGAGAGAGACUUCCUCAAGACGACGCUUCACCGUAUCUAUGGCAAGUUCCUGAACCUGAGAUCGUUCAUCCGUCGCUCCAUCAACAACGUAUUCUUCCAGUUCACAUACGAAACGGAGAGGUUUAACGGCAUUGCUGAAUUGUUGGAAAUUCUGGGCUCUAUUAUCAACGGUUUCGCUCUGCCGCUGAAGGAGGAGCAUAAGACCUUCUUGACGCGGGUAUUGAUACCUUUGCACAAGGUGAAGAGUCUCAGCAUGUACCACCCUCAGCUGGCGUACUGCAUUGUUGUCCUCGGACUGCUCCGCUACUGGCCCAAGGUCAACAGCACAAAAGAGGUUAUGUUCCUUAACGAGGUCGAAGACAUUUUCGAAGUCAUGGACCCGGCUGAAUUCGCCAAGGUUCAGGAGCCUCUUUUCCACCAGCUGGCCAAGUCGGUUGCCAGCCCCCAUUUCCAGGUUGCUGAGCGUGCUCUUUACUUCUGGAACAAUGAGUACUUCUGCAACUUGGUCAGUGAUAACGUUGAGAUUAUCCUGCCCAUCAUGUUUGCGCCUCUAUACGAGAACUCCAAGGGACACUGGAACCGGACGAUUCACGGCAUGGUUUAUAACGCCAUGAAGCUGUUCAUGGAGAUCAACCCUCAAUUGUUCGACGACUGCUCCCACGAUUACACCGAGCAGCAAAACAGCGCCGCAGCCAGAGAAGCCCUCCGCGAAAGAAAGUGGGCGUCAAUCACCGAUCAGGCCAACCAGAGACGGUCAGCCAACGGUGCGGGCGCUCCGACAUCAGGUAGAGCACACGCUGGCUCCCUUUCUCGCGUUGAUGAAGUCGACGGAACCGAAGACAACCAGAAGCGAUUAGACUCUCUCAAGCUGCAAGAUGGCGACCGCAGGGAACGUCGGCAUGAGCAACAAGACUCGGUAGGAUCAACCCGAAGCCAAAAAUGA